AAUCAUAUGGUAGUUCUGCCCUACCUUGAAUUAAGUGAUAGAUGAUGUAGUUACAUAUACAACACGAUACGUUAACAUACAUACGUCGUCACUAAACACUAACAAAUCAACCAUAAACGGAAAUUCGAAGUCAGUGCGAUAAAUGUGUCCAGCUGAUUUGGUUUUUCCUUAUGUCUUAUUCGUAAACUCGGCGUUAUGCAUUACACUCAUUCGUAAACAACGAGGUCUUUUGUUAUUUUUUGGCAAACAUUCCUUUUUGCGCUUUCUUAUUUGUUUCGUUGGGGACGUAUUUUAUUUUGGUCGCAAGUACGCGCGCUGCCCUUUUGGAAUUGGACACAAUUGGAUAUAUUGGAGAAACAUCUCAUCCAAAUUCCGGACAAUGCGUGUGUUUUCCCAUUUACGUCUGCUAAUCCUGCUGACGGUGGCUCUUAACACCCUCGACCACAAGCUGCAACAAAGAGGACAAUUGAAUUUAACAAAAUUUCAAGAAGAUCUACGGUUUUGUCCCCAAUGCUUCGAAUCGCAAAAGGUGGCAUGUGGACAUUUAAUGGAAAACCUGAUCGCAAAUACGAAUCACAAACCGAUUUUGGAACAUCUCUUCGCAUUACUGCCUCAACGUAGCUGUAAACGAAACAAUCAAUUGUAUGGCCUAAAAGGACAAGAAGGAGAAACUAAUACCCACCAGAUCCUGGCAAAAUAUUUUGCCAAUUCAAAGGAGCAUUUGGAGUGGAAAUUGCAGGUGGGGGAAUUGAAACAGCUGUUCUUGGACGCGGAACGCCUGGAUGGCAUGCAGUUCUGGCCAUUGGCAAACAUUGAGGAUUUUAUGAAACUUUUGAUGGAGUAUCAUAGGAAUUUAAGCCCCCUGGCCAUAUGACUGUAUUUGCUACUCAAUGUCCAACCUUUGUUAAUGCCCUGGCUAUUUUCUUGGCAGUUUCCGGUGCCCCAAACUCAUGGCAUUUGUGGUUUUACAAUUUAUCAGGAAUAUGCGGGCCAAGAUUUGUAUCAUUUCCGAAAUCAACCAUUUUUGUUGAGAUUAAAAAUCGCCAAACAUCUGUUGGAAGCCUGUUUGAAGUUCUCCCAUGGCAUUGCCCCAUAUCGUUUCUAUAUAACCGAUCUCACAGCCGAUAAUGUGGUCUACAGCGUUGACCAAGAUCGCCUGUCGUUUGUGGAUUUGGAUACAUUGUUUGUGGUCGAUGUGAGAGGGGCAAAAUACAAAUCCACCACCCAUCGCCAUGAAUAUAUAGAAUGUCCUGGUUGCUUUGCCUACUCACCGGAGGACAUUGCUGCCCACAACAAAAGUGAUUUGAAUAUUUACUCCGCCUGCCAGUUUUUAAGUGAAGAUCUCUAUAGGGAUAAAACAAAUGGCUUUCUAUAUCCCAUGCCCACAGAGAGUCUGGUGCAAAAGUAUCCGGAAUUAUGGCGAACAUUGCAACGUUGCGUUGACUGUCCUCGGGAGAGUUGUGCAGAUCGUUUUGCUGUGGCCCAGCAGUUGUUGGGGGAAUUUGAAAUGAUUUUAAGUGAUAAUGCAAAUAAAACAUGAUAUAUUUUAAUAAAUAAUUUUAAUGUACAGGGUGAGCUAAAAAACUGCA
This is a messenger RNA of Musca domestica (house fly), 1589 nucleotides long. RefSeq lists its product as uncharacterized. The record is from RefSeq and is a predicted model, not a curated record. The transcript is spliced from 2 exons. NCBI's taxonomy places the organism in Eukaryota, Metazoa, Arthropoda, Insecta, Diptera, Muscidae. The coding region runs from base 908 to 1540 and encodes 210 amino acids.